Nasonia vitripennis (jewel wasp) is the source of this 3477-nucleotide messenger RNA. RefSeq names its product hepatic leukemia factor (gene Pdp1). NCBI's taxonomy places the organism in Eukaryota, Metazoa, Arthropoda, Insecta, Hymenoptera, Pteromalidae. Gene Ontology annotation, biological process: regulation of transcription by RNA polymerase II. Bases 1094 to 2206 code for a protein of 370 amino acids. The record is from RefSeq and is a predicted model, not a curated record. Gene Ontology annotation, cellular component: nucleus. The transcript is spliced from 6 exons. Gene Ontology annotation, molecular function: DNA-binding transcription factor activity, RNA polymerase II-specific; RNA polymerase II cis-regulatory region sequence-specific DNA binding.
UUUGAGGCCGCGUGGGUGUGUUUUUACGAACUGGAUCUCGUGCGCAGUUUUUCCAAGCGCUCCAUUAGGUGUCUAAUUGUCCGGUACAGUUUGAGCAUUAUAGCAACGCCGUUAUACUCGUGCAAAAAUUUACCCCCCACAAACGUGUACAGUUACAUUGCAGUAAACGCCUCAAUCAGCGCGAUUAAGCUCAAAAGCGCGGCGUUUUCAAAGAGGAAGAGGACAAGUCAAAAAUCGCGCCGCUUAAGAAAAAGCCCCUCCAGGUAUCAUCGGCGUUAGAGUGACGGAGACAGCACGAGGUAGUAGUAGCAGUAGCGGUCGGGGGCGGCGUAUAGAAAGGGAAACCAACCGGUCGUUCCGACUUCCGCCUCUCUCUCUCUCUCUCUCUCUUUCUCGCUCUCGCUCUCGCGUCGAGCGCUCUGGUACACGGCAUUAUACAUCUCCCACCUUCGGGACGCGCCCCACUCCCGGGCGCUCCAAUCGCGAGCCGAGUCCCCCGUUCUCGCGGCGCUCUCGGCUGGCUCGCGCGCGAGCAACGUGCGCGAGUACGCGCGCUUUUGACAGUCGUCGCGACGACGUGCUCGGACGCGUCACGUGUGCUGCGCUCCCUGCAGACCUCGGCUCUUCUUUCUCUCUCUUUCUCUCUCUCUCGCACACACACACACACACAAGCACGCGCGCGCAACCCGUCCGUAUCUGGUUGCGAAUUUCGGAGCUUUUUCUCACGAGUACGUUGUGCUUAACUCCCAAGUGCCGGCGCAAGUGCGCUCUCUCCCUGUGAUCUCGCAGCGGACCAUGCGAGCAGUGCUCGACGGCACCAGCAGCACCAGCAGCGACAACGUGCGCGAGUGCGAGUGACGGAGCGGUGGCUAGAUGCGGUGCUACCGCUCGUACAACGGCCCGCUGUGCAAACUCUCGAUCCUCGGAUCGGCCUAAAGACUCAGAACUCUCUCGAUCUCGAUGCUCCGCUGACGCAGUGCAGUGAACCUCAGCGCAGCAGCCCCCGCUAGAACAGACGCGCGCGCGCCCAGUCGUACGGCACUCUCGACCCCGUGGAGCAUAACAAGCCGCAACCCUGCUCUACCCCUCGGCAAUGGAGUACCAGCAGUUGGCGCCACCCCCGGUGCCGGUGGCGGUGCUGCACCAGACGCACCACCCGCAGCAGUCUCAGCAACCCGGGGGACCGCAGGCGCCGCACCCGCACAUCGUCGUGGCGCCGGCGCACAACGGACCGCCGCCGCAGCAGCAACAGCAGCAGAUGCCGCCCACGACUCACGCCCACCAGAUACACGCGCCCCUGCCCUCCCUGCACGAGGACAGCGCGAGCAGCAGGUGGACCCAGUACCAGCACCUCUGGCGACAGCACCACGUCUACAUGAACGGAAAACAAGGAAAAGAUGGCCCGGACGAGAAAAAAGACGCGGACGGCGAGCUGUGGGGCAACGUUGAAGCCCAGGCCGCCUUCCUCGGGCCCAAUCUCUGGGACAAGACAUUGCCCUACGAUGCCGACCUGAAGGUAUUGAACCAUUACGUCGACCUGGACGAGUUCCUGUCAGAGAACGGGAUCCCCGUAGACGGCGUAGCCGGCGGUGGCGGUGGCGGUGGCGCGGGUGCCAUGCAGGCCAGCCAACUGCACAAACUCGGCGGUGCCAACGCCAACAACAACGCCGCUGGACCAGGUGGUAACGGCGACGUCCAGGCUACUGGACACCAGGGCCCAGCUGGCCUCCACCUCGAGCCCGUCACCAAACGCGAAAGGUCACCUUCGCCCAGCGACUGCUGCUCGCCGGACACCCUCAAUCCACCCUCGCCCGCCGACUCGAACUCGGGGGACUCGUCACGAAUACAAUAUGGCUUGUCUCUUGUAGCGCUCUCGAUGGCCUCAUCGGGGCGGGACUUCGACCCAAGGACCCGGGCCUUCUCCGACGAGGAGCUCAAGCCCCAGCCCAUGAUUAAGAAGUCACGAAAGCAGGUGUUGCAGUUCGUACCCGACGACCUAAAGGACGACAAAUACUGGGCACGCCGUAGAAAGAACAACAUGGCGGCAAAGCGCUCGAGGGACGCACGUCGCAUGAAGGAGAACCAGAUCGCCCUACGAGCCGGCUUCCUCGAAAAAGAGAACAUGGGUCUGCGACAGGAGCUGGAUCGGUUAAAGAACGAGAACAUGCUGUUGCGCGACAAGCUGAGCAAGUACACGGACGUGUAACGCGGGGGGCCAGGGCGCAAGCAACCCCCACUCUCACGACCCAGACAAAUUAACGGCAGACGACCCCCCGAGUGAUGAAUUUAUAUACACGCAUAUAUAUAUAUAUAUAUAUAUAUAUAUAUAUAUAUAUAUAUAUAUAUAUAUCAUAUAAAUAUAUAUAUAUAUAUAUUUAUAUGAAAGACGAACGAGCAUGUGGAUCAGAGCAGAGCAAGGAAUAUCGAUUUUAUGUGAAAGCAAGGCCCGCCGCACACUCACUCACAGACACAGACACGCGCACACACACAUACACACAAUUUACAUCUCUCUCAGCACGAAAGGAAUCACGUUACCAGCGUCCGACGACGAAGAGGAGACGAGUCAUCGCACCGACGAUCGUCAUCAUCGGAUGAUCAUCGCAGAGAAACGGCUGCGUGCGUUGCUCCGCAAUCGGGCUUCGAUAGGCUGCUACUAUCUAUACCUAGACUCGUUGCGUUAUCAUUCUCUAUUUUAUUACUAAUUCCUGCUUUUUUCUUUAUUCUCUUCUUUUUGAGACUCCCUUGAUCCCUCUCACCACCCCCCAGCUCUCUGAAUUUUUCAACAUGGGUAUGUGCAAUUGUGAAUAUCGAUCCUCAGGGCGAAUUGAAACUCGCUCGGGGAAGUUCAGAGGGCCUCUUCUUCCUCCUCCCCCUCCACAAGAGAGCUUUACUCGCGCAGGGACGCUCGAGGAAAAUCUUCUCAUUACGAUUUCAAUUUACAAUUCUAUUCGCAUUCUCUCGAGAUUGUAUCGAUCGACGACGCUGCGUCGCGUUUCGCGUCGUCCCGGAGUAAAAAGCCAGGCAGUCUUUGUUUCGCGCGAGAUUCUGUAACGCUACGUACACUGUACCUGUACUCUGCAUGUGUAUGUGCGAAGAAACGAUUAACGCUACUUUUUUUAUCGACAACUGUACAGCUACGAACUUUCGAUUUCUUUGCGAGUGCUUCAUUGAAAAUCGACUUUUUUCACUUUUUGAUACGAGUAGACAAGAGACUGAUCGCGUGGACUUUAACUCCGUGGUGUCGAUAGAGUAAAACUGCUUACAUCCCACAUCCUGUAUAGUAAAGAGAAAAUAUUUUGUUUCGUCGUUGAUGCCACAUCCACGCGCACUUUUAUUUUCUUCAUUUCCCUCUUCGACGCAGAAAGUACCCUUCAUUGCUCCCCCCGCACACCCUUCUCCCCCGUCCCGAAAUUGUACAUAGUUAUAUGUAUAGUUAGAUUACAUGAAAAAGUAUACAUACAUAUAUAUAUAUAUAUA